Messenger RNA from Sclerotinia trifoliorum, 2417 nucleotides. NCBI's taxonomy places the organism in Eukaryota, Fungi, Ascomycota, Leotiomycetes, Helotiales, Sclerotiniaceae. The record is from the annotation of a GenBank genome assembly.
CACACCACUCCUCAUGUCAAUUCUUACUUUAAAAUUCUCUCAUCUAUUCAAACUGAUAUACCCUCGCAUACGCAAGUUUCCAAACUAUCGUGUCGGUGCCACGUGUAUUGUUUCAAGUCUUGUCAAACCUGAAUAUACUUUCCAACAGAAACGACCAAAUUCGGCAAUUGAGCAAAGGAGCUUGAAUAGUCUAUUCUCAGAUCCUUCCAUAUGUAAUGACGAGGGGCCCCUGAUAGCAUCAAUUUAUUGUUGGGUUCUUUUUGGAUACAGUCGUUCGGUACAUCUUGGCUGGUCGAUCGAAAAUACAUGGCACCGAAGUUUCCCUUAUUUUGAGCUUCAAUUUACAGUCAACACCAAAGAGAACAAUAAAUUAUUGUACUUCAAUCUUGCAAAAUUUUGGUCUGCGACUUACAUUCGCAGCUGCAGACGUUUUGUUUGGAAAUUUGAAUUGACAUUAUCUAUCUACUUCCUGGACCGCAUCACAUAGUGGCUCCCGCGGAACAUUGUUUCGUGCUUCAGGAUCCAGCGUUCAUGCUCACAGGACCCAUAUUCAUAUUGAUGCACUGUGCCUGCGUUCCUGUUGUCAACGCACUAUGCAUGAGAUGAUGGAAAUCUAGAUCUUUAUCAUACCUCUUAUUGGCAGGCGCAAAUCAAAGUAGCAGGGGGUCAAAGCGCCAUACUAGGCCUCGUCAUCAAUGCAGGGGACAACAGCAGGAGAAGGCGAACAAUCUUAAUGGGCAGCAAUGCUGAACGAAGUUAGGCUUUUUAGCGUGAUAUUUGCUCAAUGUCUGAUAGCUUUGAGAACUAGGGAUGGUCGAUAUGGAAUAUGGAAAGAGAUACGAUGUCAAAUGAUCGCAGCAACUGGUAUUUCAUUAGCAUAUUUGCUCAAGUCAUCAAACCUUUUUCGUUCAGUUCAAUCAGGAGGGGAAGGAAGCAUGGCAUCAUUCUAGGAUCAGAAAAAUUCACGUAGGGCAAGAGCGCUCAGCAUGAGAUUAGGACAGUAGUUACGACGGAAGGCGAUGCUAUCGCUCCAUAAUACUGUGAAUGCGACUUUUAUGCAUAUUUAAUGGUUCGCCGCAGAAACUCUCUUAUUAUUUCAUUCUUCUAACAAUUCGACAUUCAGGCCUCUCAUGGCAGGAUGUCCCUGGGUUACUUCCCCCGGAGAAGAGUACGCAGAGUGUUUGAGUCCUCAUUGUGCAGAAAACCUUCGAACAUAGAAACUUCCUUUUAGCUCCAAUGUAUUCUGCUAUUACACGAAAGGUAGUCGAAAGCUAAUCUAGACGCUACUUAGUUGCACCUGUACUUUUUCUAAUUUUUUCUUCCAUUUUCAACAUUACUUUAUCAAUACAACCAUUAUUAUAUUAUAGCUCUUUAAAUGGAUUCCUCUCUUUCUAUCUUAUACGACAUUUACGACCCUUACGAACCAAAUGGACUACUUAUUUCUGAAGAGAUAUUCGCCAAUGGUCAAACGGACGACCGCGUUGUUUGUGAAAUGAUCGGCAACCUAGUCUAUCGCGUAAAUGCUGUUCGCUCAGGUUUUGAAAAGACAAUGGACCACAUAUGUACCGAAACGAGCAUUUUACUGACGAGCAUGCUCUUUGAUGAACAGGCUAAACUAAGACAAACUUGGAUCAGUGGGGCUCGCAGCGGCUCACAGAUUUGGGAUUCUCGAUUGGACGAGGGUGAUUUUCUUAUGAUCGAAAAUGUGGAAGUCAUAAAAGCUUAUCGUCGAAGGGGUUUCGGGACAUCCAUGGUAUCUCAACUUCUCCAACAACUGAAGACUCGGAAUAUCCAAUGGGUUUUCACACAUUGGGGAUAUGAAAACGACAAAGAGAUCGAGAUGGUGUCUGAAGAAAAGGAAGGAGUGAUUGCAUUUUGGAAAGCAUUAGGUUUUAGACGUAUUGGCUUAUCACACUUAUUCUGUUAUGCGAUGGCAGAUGACGAUAUUUCAAGGAAGCUUGCCAUAGAAGACGAUAACUUUUCUUCGGAAAAUUCAUACUCGACUGAAUAUGAUUCCACCCGAAUCUCAAGUGUUGAAAGUCAAGAAAUUCCCUCGGAGUUUAAACGUGAGAACUCGCCUCAACUCGAGUCAGAUCAAAUUUUACCCAUGGAUAUCGAUAGUCUAUCAGAUCCAGACGGUCGUGAAGCCAGAAAGGACUCUAAGCUCAAUCCUGAGGUGGGUAAUCUGUCGGAAAAUUUGGACUCCCUCCCAGAAGAAAAUCAAGAGGUCGUGGGCGUGUUUACCUGGGAUUGGUAGCGCUUGAUUUUUUUUUCUCCCUAAUCAUUUGUGAUUCAUUACUAUGGUUCUAGUAGGGGUGAGCACACCGGUGGGGCUUUUAUGAACAAUUGUUAGGAUCAUCAAAGUGAUCCUGUAGGAAAUAACUCCAAGGAGACUUAUUAAAUGAAGAAGCAUUAUU